AUGCCUCGUCCUGGUAAGAACUCUUACAGUGACCAGAAGCCUCCUUACUCCUAUAUAUCUCUAACGGCCAUGGCUAUCCAGAACUCAGCUGACAAGAUGCUCCCUCUGAGUGACAUCUACAAAUUUAUCAUGGAUCGUUUUCCUUACUACCGUGACAACACGCAGCGGUGGCAGAACUCUUUGAGACACAACCUCUCGUUUAACGACUGCUUCAUCAAAAUCCCUCGGCGACCCGACCAACCGGGGAAGGGCAGCUUCUGGGCCCUGCACCCGGACUGCGGAGACAUGUUUGAGAACGGCAGUUUCCUGAGGAGGAGAAAGCGUUUCAAGCUCCUGCGCACCGAGCACAUGACUUGCAAGAGUUCCCCGAUGAUGCACUACUUUCACCAUCACCACCACCAACAGCACCACCACCACCACCACCCGGGGGGCAAACUGGGCGCGGCGUCCGGGCACCACGACCACGCAGCAUCAGGGCCGGCCAACACCAUGAGCCGGCUGCCGCACUUCCAGGGUUACAGCGGCAUCCCCUGCACCCAGGCCGGGGGGUUUAAACACCCGUUCGCCAUCGAGAAUAUCAUAGGUAGGGACUAUAAGGGUGUAAUGGCCAGCGGGCUGCCCCUCAGCUCCGUCAUGCACCACCUAGGCUACCCGGUGGUCAGCUCAGUGUGGCCGCACGUCGGCAUGUUGUCGGACACCAUGGGCGGUGUCCCGGUGCCCAGCUCCUCCGAGUAUGCACCCUUCGGUGUGUCCAUGAAGGGCCUUUACCACAAUGCCAACGGGCAAAGUCUGCCCGCUGUUCCCGUGCCCAUCAAGGCCACUCCGUCCCUGGGGGUCGUGCCCGGCCUGACUGGGCUGCAGUCCGGCGCUGCCCACCCGCUGUGCGCACCGGCCUCAAUGCUGGAGAAAAGCGAGCCUCUGGAUGGAAAAGGCAACCCUUUGCAUCCGGCUCUCCUCCUGUCUUAA
Messenger RNA from Lampris incognitus (smalleye Pacific opah), 966 nucleotides. It is a transcript of the gene foxb2, whose product is annotated as forkhead box B2. Gene Ontology annotation, molecular function: DNA-binding transcription factor activity, RNA polymerase II-specific; RNA polymerase II cis-regulatory region sequence-specific DNA binding. The transcript has a single exon. Gene Ontology annotation, biological process: anatomical structure morphogenesis; cell differentiation; regulation of transcription by RNA polymerase II. NCBI's taxonomy places the organism in Eukaryota, Metazoa, Chordata, Actinopteri, Lampriformes, Lampridae. The record is from RefSeq and is a predicted model, not a curated record. The coding region runs from base 1 to 966 and encodes 321 amino acids.